UUCUGACGAUGGCUCGAACUAAACAAACUGCGCGUAAGUCCACCGGCGGUAAGGCGCCGCGCAAGCAGCUGGCCACCAAGGCGGCCCGCAAGAGCGCGCCGGCCACGGGCGGCGUGAAGAAGCCGCACCGCUACCGGCCCGGCACGGUGGCCCUUCGCGAGAUCCGCCGCUACCAGAAGUCCACGGAGCUGCUGAUCCGCAAGCUGCCGUUCCAGCGCCUGGUGCGCGAGAUCGCGCAGGACUUCAAGACCGACCUGCGCUUCCAGAGCUCGGCCGUCAUGGCGCUGCAGGAGGCGUGCGAGGCCUACCUGGUGGGGCUCUUCGAGGACACCAACCUGUGUGCCAUCCACGCCAAGCGCGUCACCAUCAUGCCCAAGGACAUCCAGCUAGCUCGCCGCAUCCGCGGGGAGAGGGCGUGCUGGAAAGAGCAAUGCAUAACAUGGCAAAGAUCCUACUGUGCAGAGCUCACCAACGAUUCUUGUGGGAGACAGAAAAUAAAGAUAAACAGUCUUUUGCUCCCCGGGCAGCAGCAGGCGUACGGCCGUCUGGAUCUCUCUGGACGUGAUGGUCGAGCGUUUGUUGUAAUGCGCCAGGCGCGACGCCUCGCCCGCAAUGCGCUCAAAGAUGUCAUUGACGAACGAGUUCAUGAUACCCAUGGCCUUGGACGAAAUGCCAGUGUCCGGGUGGACCUGUUUCAGCACCUUGUACACCAGUGUUUGCAAUCUCUCAUUAUGGCUCGCACUAAGCAGACCGCUCGCAAGUCCACCGGCGGUAAGGCGCCGCGCAAGCAGUUGGCCACCAAGGCGGCCCGCAAGAGCGCGCCGGCCACGGGCGGCGUGAAGAAGCCGCACCGCUACCGGCCCGGCACGGUGGCCCUUCGCGAGAUCCGCCGCUACCAGAAGUCCACGGAGCUGCUGAUCCGCAAGCUGCCGUUCCAGCGCCUGGUGCGCGAGAUCGCGCAGGACUUCAAGACCGACCUGCGCUUCCAGAGCUCGGCCGUCAUGGCGCUGCAGGAGGCGUGCGAGGCCUACCUGGUGGGGCUCUUCGAGGACACUAAUCUGUGUGCCAUCCACGCCAAGCGCGUCACUAUCAUGCCCAAGGACAUCCAGCUUGCUCGCCGCAUCCGCGGGGAGAGGGCGUAAAUUGGCUUUCUUAAUCGAGUGAUAACUAAAACCCAAAGGCUCUUUUCAGAGCCAAUCACUUGAUCUAUAAAAGGUGCGGUAGUACUUGGUCAUUAAGAGCACAAAUUUCGCGCAGUCCCGAGAGACCUUUGCGGAGAGAGUCUCGGAAUUAAGCUCUUUAAAAAGCCUAUGGUGUUUUUUUGGGGGGG
Messenger RNA from Eubalaena glacialis (North Atlantic right whale), 1330 nucleotides. RefSeq lists its product as uncharacterized. Gene Ontology annotation, cellular component: nucleosome. The record is from RefSeq and is a predicted model, not a curated record. The coding region runs from base 9 to 1142 and encodes 377 amino acids. The transcript has 4 exons. Gene Ontology annotation, molecular function: structural constituent of chromatin; protein heterodimerization activity; DNA binding. NCBI's taxonomy places the organism in Eukaryota, Metazoa, Chordata, Mammalia, Artiodactyla, Balaenidae.